Penicillium cinerascens is the source of this 243-nucleotide messenger RNA. RefSeq lists its product as uncharacterized. NCBI's taxonomy places the organism in Eukaryota, Fungi, Ascomycota, Eurotiomycetes, Eurotiales, Aspergillaceae. The transcript is spliced from 2 exons. Bases 1 to 243 code for a protein of 80 amino acids. The record is from RefSeq and is a predicted model, not a curated record.
AUGUCUGCACCUGUCGGUCCUCUGCUCGCUCAACUGCAGCAGCUCCCAGCUCGCUCGAGACAGGGAAUCAACGACCUUCGCCGAAGACUCUUCCAGCAGGGUGAGAAGCCAAAGAAGGAAGGCCAGUUCCUUCGCACCUCCUUAAGCGUCCACAGGCCCGUCUGGAUCACCGCUACCGGUGGUGUCUACACGAGCCUGGCAGCCGUCUACCUCACCAUGCGCUACCUGAAACGCGUCAGGUAG